UUUUUAUUUUCAGAAACCCACCCAGCAUACUAAAUGAUUUUGACCUGCCAGGUGCACCUUGUUUGAUCAAAGCCAGAAGGCAGGAGAGCUCCAAUGUUCUUCCAGUCCACGCUGCAGUAAACUAUCACCUGGUGAAGCAGUAGUAUCAGCAGCACUUGUCCCCGCCCCUCUUCCUUCCCUGGCUUUAUGAGCUCUUGGAAAUGCAAAGUGCUCUCUGCUCUCUGAAACAGAUAGCUGCGACUCUUCAGCUGACAACAUGGGUGGAAAAUUAUUUCUAUGGUUCCUGGGUACUGUCUCCUGCCUCACAACGACAGGUGUCAGUACGAGCAACAAUGACACAAUCCCACUGGUGACCCUUCCAGGAUGGAAGCAAAAUGCAGAGUAUUUAACAAAGUGCAACUUUAAUAACAAUCUGGCUCCAUUUUGUGGGUGGACAUACGAGAGCCAAGAGAGGACUCCAACUACAGCAGAGCAAUUUCACCACGCUCAGAAGAAUGUCCUCUUGAACCCCUUUGGGAACGGCCGUCUAAAGAGCGGUUUGCUCAAUGUGUCCGAUGAUGUGUGCGUGGAGUUUUGGUUCCACAAGCCAGGGCAAAAUAGCCCAGACAUUAGAAUGCUUACACAGGAUGGUUCUGGGAAGAGAGAACACUGGACUUCACAAGGCAGUAUAGCUUCUUCAUGGCAACAAGUGUUCAUCCCUUUGUCCUACAGUGAGGGGAAUAGCAUACAGAUCAUAUUUGAGGCCAUGCAGGAAGUCUCUGAAGAUGGUAAUGUAGCCAUUGACAAUGUAGGAGUAAGAGAAGGCCGAUGUGGAGAACAGUGUACCCAAGGCUCUGAAUUCUGGGUUGAUGAUGCCUGCACCACCCAGUGCAAAUGCUCCAGCCUUGGGUUAACCUGCUCCCCAGCCUCCUGUCCAGAGGAAUAUAUCUGUGAGGCCAACAAUGGCCUGUUGGGCUGCUACCCAUCCACCUCUCGCACCUGCACUGUCCAGCACAAUUCUCAUUAUAGCACUUUUGAUGGGGCUGAAUCCCACAUUAUGAGUACUUGUACCUACAACCUGGCAAAGGUGUGUGCUGUCUCAUCGGGCCUACCCUAUUUCAGUGUGGAAGCCCAAUAUAAGAGAGGAGAAAAUGGAUCAGCCUCCUCCAUCCAGCAGAUCAGCAUUGACCUCCAAAGUUUGAGAGUCUCAAUGCUGCACAGAGAGAAGCACAAAGUCAUAGUCAAUGGGAUUUGGAGGAGGCUUCCUUUGACUCUGAAUGAAGACCGGGUGAUAAUUCAGCUCAGGGGAGAUUCAGUCAUCUUCCAGACUGAUUUUCAGUUGAUUGUAUUUUUCAACAAAGACAAUGAAGUACGCGUGACACUUCCCAUGCUGUACUCCACCAAAGUUUGUGGUCUGUGCGGAAACUUCAACCGCCUGAGAGAUGAUGAUUUUAUGCAGUCAGACUCAUCAGAGACAGAUUUUAAUGUCCUUGGGAGGACCUGGCAGAAGGAAGACCCCAAAUGUGAAACAUCCUUUCUUCCUCAACUAUGUGCUGACCAGGAAGAGGCAGAGUAUGAGAGUGUGCUUGGCUGUGGCAUCAUGCUAUCAAUGGAAGGCCCAUUUGCCAAGUGCCCGACUGUCCUUAGUGCUGAUCCCUUCUUUAGAUUGUGUGUGUUGGACAUGUGCAGCACAGAUGGCGAUCACAAUACUCUGUGUAACGCCUUACAGGCCUACGCAGAAGCCUGCAAGAGGGCUGGUGUGAUGCUUCCAGCUUGGAGGAAUGAAUCUUUCUGCCCUAUGGUGUGCUCGAGCAACAGCCACUACAAUGUGUGUGCCAGCAGCCAUCCUGCCACAUGCUCAGCAAUGGACACUCCCCUGGGCUAUGGGAGCUGUGAAGAGCGGUGCGAGUGUAAUCCAGGGUUCAUGCUUAGCGGGGGCUCAUGUGUAUCUGCAGAAGACUGUGGCUGCUGGAUGAACAGCCAGUACUAUAAGAAAAGAGAGACAUUCAUGAUUGGAGAAUGUGACAAUCUGUGCCAGUGCAUGGGACAAGACCAGAUACAGUGCACCCCGACCUCCUGUGCCAGUGGUGAGGUGUGCAAAAUCAAGGACGCUGUCCUUGGAUGCUUCACCUCAUCCGUGGCUAUGUGCCAGGUCUUUGGAGAUCCUCAUUACAUCACCUUCGAUGGCAAGUUUUUCGAUUUCCAAGGUCCCUGUAACUACACACUUGUGAAAACCUGUGGAAACAACACCGUCCAGUUUGAACUGACUGUGCGGAAUGAAAAUCGAGGAAACCCAGCAUGGUCAGCCCUAAAUUCUGUUGCUCUGUCAGUGCAAGGGCUGCACAUAGCCCUUCGGAAGGAGAGGAAGGUUUAUGUUAACGGCCAUCUGGCAGAACUCCCAGUGAAGCCAAACAGCGAAGUCAUAGUGUCCCUAAAGGGACCAUAUGUCCAAGUUGAGACCACCUUCGGCAUGAAGCUCCUGUUUGAUGGGGCACACAGGCUUUUUGUGCAAGUGGAUGAGCGAUACAAUGGCGAGGUGUGCGGACUCUGUGGCACAUACUCCAAUUAUCAAUUCGAUGACUUUGUAACACCAGACGGCAUACUCCUGGACAAUGCUCAGGAGUUCGGAAAUAGCUGGAAGACAGGAGACCAUGAGUGGGACUGUGAACCCAACCCCCCUCCACUGCCUGAAUGUGAUUCUCAGCUGUGGGAUGCUGGGUACGAAGAAUGCAACAUCCUGUUCGAGGACCCUUUCAAACCCUGCCACUGGUUUGUACCUCCGCAGCUGUAUGUGAAAAGCUGCGUAUAUGACUACUGCGCCACUCUGGGUGAUAUUCAACAGCUUUGCAUCUCCCUGGAGUCAUAUGUGGCAACAUGUCAGUUGGCAGAGGUGCACAUGGAACAAUGGAGAGAUGGCACCCUCUGCGAUAGUUUUACACCAAAACCAACAGAUCCAUCAACUGCAACUCCUUCGCAAGAAGCUUCUCCUCUGGACUGCAACUUUGACAAUGGUGACUGUGGAUGGGAACAAAUGAUAACCGACAGCUUCGAUUGGUUAAGACACAGGGGACCAACCCCCUCAGAUCUCACUGGGCCAUCCCAUGACCACACCACUGGAGAUGGGUACUACAUGUAUAUAGAGGGAGAUGAGCCCCAUUAUGGAGACUCCGCACGCAUGCUGAGUCCAGUGUGCUAUGCAACGGGUGCUGUCUGCCUGCGCUUCUGGUACCACAUGUAUGGGACUGCGAGUGCUAUGGCCUUGACCCUCUACCAGUUGCAGGGAAACACAGCAGUCAAGAUCUGGUCAAAGGCCAACAACCAGGGAGAUCAGUGGCACCCAGCAUAUGUAGACUUAAGCAUUUUUGGCAAAGUCCAGAUUAUUGUGGAGGGGAUCAGAGGUUCAAACAACCAAUCUGAUGUUUCCCUGGAUGAUAUUUCUCUGCAGCAAGGAACUUGUUCAGGCUCUUCAAAUACAGUGCUGGAGACCACAACUCAUUCUGCCAUCAGUAGAUCAGUGUGCAGCUUCCACUGUAGCUUUGACAAAGACAUCUGUGCUUGGAAUCAGAUCCAGACAGACAGUUUUGACUGGACAAGACUGAGAGGGUCUACCUCAACCUCCAUGACAGGGCCUUCUUCUGAUCACACAACUGGAGAUGGGUACUACUUGUACAUUGAGGCCAAGAAUGUUUACGACGGGGACACCGCUCGUCUUUUGAGUCCAGAGUGUCCAGAGCCAGGUCCUCUCUGCCUUCACUUUUGGUACCACAUGUAUGGUACAGCCGACAACAUGGGUAUAAGCAUAUAUCUAUUGCAGAACCACACAGCGCAGAUGAUGUGGUCUCUGCAGGACAACCAGGGCAACAUGUGGCACAAGGCACAGGUGGAGGUGAAGCCCUCCAAUAUGUUCCAGAUUAUUUUUGAAGGACGGAGAGGAACUAAUGAACACUCGGAUGUAGCAGUGGAUGACGUGUCCCUUCUGCGAGGCCGGUGUUCAGCCUCUCCUUCAGGCCCCUCCUGCCCCGAGCACAGCCACCAUUCCACAUGCAUGCCCCUGUGCCCAGUCACGUGCAAGACCCUCAAUGGUGCAGAUGACUGCCCUACUGAAGAGUCCUGCAAACAGGGUUGUGUGUGUGAUAAGGGCUUUGUACUCAAGGGGGACCAGUGUAUCCCCAUCACAGCCUGUGGCUGCCAGGACAACCAGGGUAACAACUACCGUUUUGGUGAAUUCUGGUUGACCAACCAUUGUCUCCAGAAGUGUAUGUGUGAGGAAGAGGAAGGUGAAGGGCAGAUCACCUGUGAAGACCAUGAAUGUGAACUCAGUACAGUGUGCCUCACUGACAAUGGGCAGUUCAGGUGCAAUUCCACAGGCUUCAGUGAGUGUUCAGUGUCUGGAGGCCUCAAGUUCACAACAUUUGACAACCUGGAAAAUGAGUUCAAGGGCAAGUACUCGUAUAUCCUGGUCCAGACGACACCACAGAUGACGAAUCUCCCACAAGUCUACAUUGAGGGCAAUAUUGAGCGAACAGCAGAUACUAAGGACAAACGCGAAGCUGAGGCUGACGAUGAGGAAGACAGCAGUGAAGAAGACGAUAGCAGUGAAGAGAAGGAACAAAGCGAACUGAAGAGUGUCACACUCAGCGUGUACAACCACACUAUAAAAUUCAUGGCUAAAAGAAGGAUUGUGUUGAAUGGAGAAAUGGUACAUCCGCCAGUCCUCCUCAACAAUGGGCUGAAGAUCAUGGAACGUGCUUCUCGAAUUUACCUGAAAACAAAUUUUGGCCUCUCAGUGGAGUUUUACAGGGCCAAGGCAGAGAUAAUCCUUCCGCACACCUACAAGAACCAUGUGGUGGGGCUCUGUGGUAAUUUUGACGGCAAGAAGAAAAAUGACCUUGUGAAGCCAGAUAGGAACCGGGCUCAAAAUGUGGCAGAGUUUGGAGACAGCUGGAGGGUGACAACACAGCUGCUAACUACCAUGGACAGAAAAUCAAGUUUCAUUAGCAGUGAUCUCAGUAUCUCAGAGGACAGCAAUCCUGACAUCGAUGCCACAACAGAGAACUAAAAGCUAACCACGUAAGACGCUUUUCCUAAACUGUGGAUCUUUCACAUGAGCCACAUCAAGCACUUGGAGGAAAUCAGAUCCUUGCGAAUACAGUGUGUGUUGUAGUUCCAGCCGCAGUCCAAUAAGGGAGUUUCCAGGAACCAACAACGUGGUGGUUCUUCCUCUCCUCUCCUCUCCUGUUCUUGUUAUAUCUUAGCAGCAAAAUGCACUGUGCUUCUUUUCCUCACAGACAGUUGUUAUGUGUUCAUGCAGUAAUGUCACCUAAUAACCAAACACACUUGCAUGGUGAUAUUUUUCCCAGUUUUUUUUUUUUUUUUUUUUAAAUGUCAAAAACUCAAGAAGUCCUCAU
Scleropages formosus (Asian bonytongue) is the source of this 5387-nucleotide messenger RNA. RefSeq names its product zonadhesin. Bases 257 to 5038 code for a protein of 1593 amino acids. The record is from RefSeq and is a predicted model, not a curated record. Lineage: Eukaryota; Metazoa; Chordata; Actinopteri; Osteoglossiformes; Osteoglossidae. The transcript has 25 exons. Gene Ontology annotation, cellular component: extracellular matrix; membrane.